ACGGGCGGCGGCGGAGGCUGGAGCGCGAGCAGCGGCGGCGGCGGGGCGACGAUCUGACAGCGGAGCCACUCGUGGUCUUAACCGCCGGCGGUAAAUGGCUGAAUUCGGUCCCCAGCGAAAAACAAUGUUGCAGCGACAGAGGGAAGGAGAGCAGGCAAAACAAAAAGAGAUGUUGUUUGAAAGUAAUGUGAAAAAAAUUGAAGAGGAACGAGCGCUUUUAAACAGGCUACAGAUUGAAGAAAUGGUGGAGAAGAAGCGCUUCCAAAAAUUACUUCAGGAAGCAGAACUGGAAAAACAGACUGAAGAAGCAAUUAUAAAGUCACAAAAGAAGAGAUGUUUGAAAAUAAAACAACUGGAACAAGAGGAGAGAAUGGCCAAGGAGCUAGACAGAUUAAAGUAUGAAAAACUCAGAGAAGAAAAAAUGAGACAACAUAUCAAAGAAAAUAGCAUUGAGCUUCGUGAGUUGGAAGCCAAGCUGAAAGCUGCUUACAUGAACCGAGAACGAGCUGCUCAAAUCGCUGAAAAAGAAGCCAUCCGAUAUGAACAGAUAAAACGAGAUGCCGAGAUUUCUAAAGUGAUGAAGAAAGAGAGUGAAAGGGUUUUACAGGAGGAAAUCAAAAUAGAGCAGAAACGGCACGACGAUACUUUGAGAUAUCAGAAAGAAUUGGAACUGCAACUUAAUGAGAAGGAAAAGAAGAAACAGGAAGCUUAUGAUGAAUUCCUGAAAGAUAAGCUAAUGAUUGAUGAAAUUGUAAGAAAGAUCUACGACGAAGAUUUUAGAGAGAGGGAGCUGAAGCUGGAAAAGGUGAGGUCCACUCAAAGGUAUGUUGAGGAGUUCAAGAAGAAACGGACUGAAUGGAAACAAAUGGAACAUGAAAGAAUGGAAGAAGAAAACAGAAAAAUUCUGGAAUACGCGAAUACACAGAAACACCGAGAAGAGGACCGAAUGGCCAAAGCUCGAGAAAGGGAACAACAGAAGGAAGUCACGUACAAGAAGCUUUCUGAGGACAUCGAAAAGGAGCGUCAUGGCCGUGAAGAGAUGGAAAAAAUUCGACAAGAAUUGUAUCUUGAAGAACAAGAGGAGUUGUCCAGACAACAAGAAAUGGAACAGAUGGAAAACCAAAUCCGUCAGCGUCUUGAAAUGCAGCGGGUCUACCAGCAGCAAAUGGUUUUCAAACAGAAACUCCAGGAGGAACACAAGAAGGAGGAAGCGGAAUUACGGGAAAUCAUGCUGGCCAAGUUUGCAGAGGAUGAUCGUAUUGAGCAAAUGAAUGCACAGAAACGUCGUAUGAAACAGCUUGAACAUGGAAGGGCUGUAGAGAAGCUUAUUGAAGAUCGGCGCAACCGAUUCCAAGAAGAUCAAAAACGUGAAAUGGAACAACGCCAAGAGGAAGAGAGGCGAGAGGCAAGUCGUCAAUACAUAAUUGAGCAAGAAAGACAAAAACUUCUCAAAGAGCAUGCGAGUAAACUGCUUGGCUAUCUUCCAAAGGGUAUAUUUAGAGACGAAGAUGAACUUAACCUAUUUGACGAAAACUUCAAAGAAAAUUUCAAGAAAAGAAGCGUUGAGCUACCUUCAUGUUAAGGAUGGUUUUAAAAUGAAGAACCCAAGUAGACAAGUUUAAUAAUGGAUAUCAACUUCAACUAUUUUAUCACAACCAUUAGCCUGUGCAGAAAUCAUUUUUGGUCGUUAAUUUAACAGUGAUGAAUAUAAGAGAUUAUUACUUGAAUAAAACCAUGUGAACAACUUAAAAAUG
Callorhinchus milii (elephant shark) is the source of this 1754-nucleotide messenger RNA. RefSeq names its product meiosis-specific nuclear structural 1 (gene mns1). The record is from RefSeq and is a predicted model, not a curated record. Gene Ontology annotation, biological process: cilium organization. The coding region runs from base 95 to 1582 and encodes 495 amino acids. Gene Ontology annotation, cellular component: motile cilium. The transcript has 10 exons. Lineage: Eukaryota; Metazoa; Chordata; Chondrichthyes; Chimaeriformes; Callorhinchidae.